Molecule: messenger RNA, 1310 nt
Organism: Sceloporus undulatus (fence lizard)
Lineage: Eukaryota; Metazoa; Chordata; Lepidosauria; Squamata; Phrynosomatidae
Product: mucolipin-1-like
Exons: 1
Coding region: 1-1278 (425 amino acids)
Cellular component (GO): lysosomal membrane; plasma membrane
Molecular function (GO): NAADP-sensitive calcium-release channel activity
Source: RefSeq, a predicted model, not a curated record
AUGACAGUUAACCAGUCAGCCCUCAUGCUCUGCCAGCACUAUUACCGUAAAGGGAGUAUUGAUCCUGCCAAUGACACCUUCAACAUCGACCCUGAGGUUAUCACAGAGUGCCUGGGUGUGGAUCCCCCAGGGAAGAUACCUUCUUCGCUGGACCUUGAAGAGUCCCUUCCAGAUUUUGUGGAGCCAGACAGAAGCUACAGAAAUUUUACUCUCAAAUUCUACAAGCUCAUUAAUGUCACCAUCUGGUUCAAGCUGAAAGCCAUCAACAUACAAACAAUAAUCAACAAUGAGAUUCCAGACUGCUACACCUUUUCUAUCACAAUCACAUUAGACAACAAAGCACACAGUGGCCGUGUGAAGAUCCACUUGGACAACAAAGUGAGCAUCCAGGAGAGCAAAGACCCCAGUGUCUAUGGCAAAGGAGAUAAUGGUUUCCGGAUGUUCUUUGAUGUAAUCGUGCUCCUGAUCUGUGUGCUGUCCUUCGUCUUGUGUUCCCGCUCAAUCCUCAGGGGGCUUCUGCUGCAGCAUGAAUUCACCCAGUUCUUCCAACGCUGCUACAACCAAGACAUCUGCCUGUCUGCCCGCAUGGAAUUUGUGAAUGGCUGGUAUAUCCUGCUUGUGGUGAGCGACAUCAUGACUGUAUCUGGGACCGUAAUGAAGAUUGGGAUUGAGUCCAAGAACUUUGCCAAUUAUGAUGUGUGUGGCAUCCUUCUGGGCACCUCUACACUCUUGGUCUGGGUUGGUGUCACGCGCUAUCUCAGCUUCUUCCAGAAGUAUAAUAUGCUUAUUGUCACCAUGCGGGUUGCCCUCCCCAACGUCAUCCGUUUCUGUUGCUGUGUGGCAGUCAUCUACCUGGGCUACUGUUUCUGUGGCUGGAUCGUGCUUGGACCCUACCAUGUCAAGUUCCGUACCCUCUCAAUGGUUUCAGAAUGCCUUUUCUCUCUUAUCAAUGGAGAUGACAUGUUUGUGACCUUUGCAUCCAUGGAACAGAGCAACUACUUGGUCUGGCUUUUCAGCCAGCUCUAUCAGUACACCUUCAUCAGCCUUUUCAUCUACAUGGUGCUCAGCCUUUUCAUUGCACUCAUCACUGGCUCUUAUGAGACCAUAAAGCAUCAAUCUGAGGGAGAAACAACUGUCACACAGCUCCAUGCCUAUAUAGCCGAGUGCAAGGACAGCCCUAAAUCUGGGAAGUUCCGCAGGGAGAGUACUUCUUCAUGCUCUAUCUUCUGCUGUUGUGAGCGAACCCCAUUACAGGAGAAUGUGCUGGUGGUGAACUGAAAAAGAACUGGUGUUCCUCAUUCAUUGUUGGC